AUGGUGCGCGACGACCAACUUAGGGCCCGAAGUUGCUAUGUUUCGACAGUCAAAUCUACCAAUUCAAGCCAGCGGCAUGAGGCCCUCUCAGUGACUAAAGCCCAACCCCCUCCUCAGGCCGGCGCUGAAAGACAUGAGGACUCUAGGGAGGAACCUGUCACCCAACAGGCUAAACCUGUGGAGGACCCUAAACUUGUUUGCCUUUAUGACGACCUCCCGAAUCGGUAUGUCCAGAUCGGCACUGCCCUCUGGCCCGACCUUCACUCCGCCUUUAUAGACUUCCUUCAUUUGAACUCCGUGGUCUUUGCCUGGUCCUACAACAACAUGCCUGGCAUAUCGCCAUAUAUCAUUUCCCUGCAAUUAAGCAUUAACCCUAUCGUCUAA
This is a messenger RNA of Prunus armeniaca (apricot), 384 nucleotides long. The record is from the annotation of a GenBank genome assembly. NCBI's taxonomy places the organism in Eukaryota, Viridiplantae, Streptophyta, Magnoliopsida, Rosales, Rosaceae.